Molecule: messenger RNA, 1080 nt
Organism: Closterium sp. NIES-65
Lineage: Eukaryota; Viridiplantae; Streptophyta; Zygnematophyceae; Desmidiales; Closteriaceae
Source: the annotation of a GenBank genome assembly
AUGGACGUAACGCCAUCAAUGAAGGGCGGGAGGCUGGGGUUUCAAGGCCUUGAGGACUUUCUGAACUCGUCGCGAAUGGGAACUGACCACUAUGAUCGCGACAAGCUGGUUACUGACCUGUAUUUCGCCUUCCUGUUUGCCCAAGAUGUCGCUCAAGGUAACACUCAGGGCAUUGAAGCAGCUAUUAACGAAGCAUUGGAGAGGCUUAUAUCAGGACCAGCUCGAGACUGCCUGUCGCCUGUAUCCCCCCUGAGCCCAGCAUCCAGUGGGGGUGCACAGUCUCCUGGCAAGACCGUUGGAGGGUUCUCCUCUGGCUGCGUGCGUGCUGCUUCUGUCAACGACCUCCCUGCUUACGCUCGUCCAGACGCUCUCAAACUGCCCCAGGCCCCUCCGACAUCAACGCCCUUUUUUUCCACCACGGCUACUACCAGCGGCAGCAGCAGCAGUGGGGGCAAAUGGGGGACAUCACCCUCUUCAGUUAGCAGACAGGCAGGGAACAAGCCAGCACCUCUUGUGGGCGUUGGAACAGAAGAUGAUAAGACGUCGGGAGGGCUGCUGGUUCUCAAGCGGCUGGCGUGCUGUGUGGCAAGGGCGGCAGCAGAGGCAGAGGCGCGCAGGCAGCGAGGGCUGCUGAACGCACAUGAGGUGGUGAGGAGGGAGCAGGAUAAGGCCAGCAGAGCAGCAGCCAUGGCUGGUGGCGGAGCAAGUGGGGGAGGUGGAAUCGGUAGGCCUGGAGUGGGUGGGGCAGGAGCGGGUCGGGGUAUGCCCAUGGGUGGGGGGAGGCCGAUUCCUGCUGUACCUGGUGGCUCUGCUUCUUCCCUCAGUAGUGCAGGGGGUGUGAGCUACCCUCCUGCUGCCAGAGCUGCUGCUGUGUCUAAUUGGAAAGGGGGUAGUUGCAGUGCUGUGCCUGGGGAUGCUUCAGUUGAGGCUUAUGGUGGAGGGAUGGGGGGGUUCACUGGGGGAGUGGGUGGGGGGACAGGCAGUUAUGGGGCGUCUGUUGGGGGUGGCAAGGUGGCGGGUGGGCCAGGGAAGAGCAGUGGAGGGGGAUGGGGGGGAGGGAAGAGUGUUGGAGGGUGGUGA